AUGCGGCUUCCAGGAGACGUAGAUCCAACUGUUAGACGGAUGACCAACGGGCACUCUCGUACGAAGCCAUCACGACAUGACCACCAGCAUCCUGUCACUUUUACACGGAGCGGCCUCGGAAAUAAUCUACAUCUGCCUCAAUAUGCUUCCCAUUUCCCCAUUGGGCCAAACGCAGAGUUUCAGGCGACAUUAGUGAAGCGGGGGAAAUGCGCAUGGCACCAUGACGUCGCAUAUGACUCCAUCAAUAACACAGUUGGAGUGAUUGAUCAUCGGGGAAUAUCGUCCACCACAGAGCUGACAAAUGGCGAUGCGUAUUUGCAAGCAGAAAGGGCGUGGGGUUUGACAAGUUCAAUUACUGGCCCGUCAAGCCGAUUACUCACUCGCCGUGAUUUUGUAAGCCAUGGGAAACUGGGCCAGCAUAACGCAGUAGAUAAGUCUCGGAUUUACGAUGAUGAUGGAAAUUGCAGCAAAAUCGCCGGUAACGCCAUUGUGACGGUGUUUUCCCGUGAUUUUUUUUUUGAGGCGGGUUGGCGAUUUCCUAUAUCUGGUAAACUUGCGACCGAUAACGGCUUCAUGAGUUUGUGGAUCGGACCGGGCCCCGAUUGCCGAGGGUGGCGACGCUGA
Pochonia chlamydosporia 170 is the source of this 624-nucleotide messenger RNA. RefSeq lists its product as hypothetical. The record is from RefSeq and is a predicted model, not a curated record. The coding region runs from base 1 to 624 and encodes 207 amino acids. NCBI's taxonomy places the organism in Eukaryota, Fungi, Ascomycota, Sordariomycetes, Hypocreales, Clavicipitaceae. The transcript is spliced from 3 exons.